Molecule: messenger RNA, 977 nt
Organism: Dioscorea cayenensis subsp. rotundata (Guinea yam)
Lineage: Eukaryota; Viridiplantae; Streptophyta; Magnoliopsida; Dioscoreales; Dioscoreaceae
Product: acidic endochitinase-like
Exons: 2
Coding region: 9-836 (275 amino acids)
Biological process (GO): cell wall macromolecule catabolic process; chitin catabolic process; carbohydrate metabolic process
Molecular function (GO): chitin binding; chitinase activity
Source: RefSeq, a predicted model, not a curated record
UACAAGCCAUGCAGCAGUUUAGUCUCCUUCAAGCUCUUCUCAUCGCCGGAGCUCUCUCCGGUCUCCUCGGCCGCUUCAUCGUAGCUCAAAACUGCGGCUGCAGCUCAGACCUGUGCUGCAGCCAGUACGGUUACUGUGGCAGCGGCAACGAGUACUGCGGCGAAGGGUGUCAACAAGGGCCUUGCUUUGGCAAUAACGGCGGUGGGGGUGGAGGUGGAGCUGUUGAUGAUAUUGUAACUACGGCGUUCUUUGACGGAAUUGCGUCUCAGGCAGCGGACGGUUGUGCCGGGAAGGGAUUCUAUACUCGCGAUGCGUUCCUUUCGGCUGCUGUGUCGUUCCCGGACUUUGGCAACACAGGCAGCGACGAUGUCAAGAAGAGGGAGAUCGCUGCUUUCUUCGCUCAUGCCACCCAUGAGACUGGACACUUCUGCUACAUUGAAGAAAUAAACGGAGCAAACAAUAACUAUUGCCAGGCCAGCCAACAAUAUCCAUGCAAUCCUGACAAGAAGUACUUCGGUCGUGGCCCACUUCAGUUGUCCUGGAACUACAACUACAUCCCCUGCGGCCAGGCUAUCGGUUUCGACGGCCUGAACUCGCCGGAGACGGUGGCCAAUGACAAGGUCAAAUCCUUCAAGAGUGCUUUGUGGUUUUGGACUGAUAGAGGGGUGCAUAAUGCCAUAACUUCCGGCCAGGGCUUUGGAGCCACCAUCAGAAUCAUCAAUGGAGCUCUUGAGUGUGACGGCCACAACCCAGACCAGAUGAAUGCUCGUGUGGGGUAUUAUCAAGACUAUUGCAACCAGCUUGGUGUAUCUCCUGGAGAUAAUCUCACUUGUUAAUUAGAACGUUAAUUAUAGUUUUAUAAUUAAGUGCAUCCAUCCAUGCAUGCAUGCAACUUAUAAUAAAUAACUGUGGAAUAAUAUGAAUGUUUGUGUGUGGCUCAAAUUAAUCAAGUACUAUUAAUGAAUAAAUAAAAUUGG